This is a messenger RNA of Cyclopterus lumpus (lumpfish), 1408 nucleotides long. RefSeq names its product transmembrane protein 82 (gene tmem82). Lineage: Eukaryota; Metazoa; Chordata; Actinopteri; Perciformes; Cyclopteridae. The coding region runs from base 25 to 1101 and encodes 358 amino acids. The transcript is spliced from 5 exons. The record is from RefSeq and is a predicted model, not a curated record.
UUUUAAAAGUCGGACGUUAGCACGAUGUUUUCCUUUAUCGCGUCGCUCAGUCCGACUUCCUACUUCCUACCGGGGUGGUUCACUCUCGAUGCAAAUCCAGUGACGAGUUUACUUCAAGGACUGAUCGGUGCUUGUGGCAUCUCGGUGCUCUGCUCCCUGAUGAGACUGCACCUGUUUCUAGAAGAGGAGAGUUGGAGUGACACAAAGGACGCAUCGAGCGAGAGGACACCCAGUCACCAGAGGAGAGCUCACUCUGGACUCGUUGAGAAGCUCCAGUUUCUGCUCGUGACCGGGACGCUGGCCGUGGUGGGCUCCCGCGUGGCCUCCCUGGUGGUGCUGGAGUUUUGUAUUCGAGCCGUCUCCGGAUUGGCCACAGCAGGACCUGACUCAAAUAAAUGUGUGCAGCAGCUGCUGGUUCAAAGCCAGUUCUCCCUCGGCUGUGCCUUAAGCUGCAGUCUGCACUUUCUCCACGAGGGGGCGGCGCAGCGCUGGCUGUGCCUGCUGCUGGCCGCGGCGCUCAGCUGGUUCCUAGCGAGGCAGGCCACGCUGCUGCUGCGCCACGUCCUGUCUCUGUACAGACUCCACAGCUCACAGCGCUACUGCGGCAUUUGCAUCAGCCUCCUCACGGCGGGCCGCCGCCUGAUGCCCGCUCUGUGCAGGGCCGUGUGCAUCGCCUUCUCCGUGGCGGCGGUGGCCGCGGUGGCGGUCAUCAACCAGCACUUUCUCUCUGCAUCCGAGGCCCUCAGGUUUUGGACACCGCUGACUAUCUGCUACACACUGCUGGUUGUGUACAUGCAGGAGGAGCAGCACCGUCAGCCCGGCGGCCAGGCGGUGCUGAACACGGUGGUGGUGCGUCUCGGCGGUUUGAUGGUCCUGAUGCUGACUGUUGGACGCUGGGCUGACGUGCUCCACAUCCUAAUGUGCUUCCUGGGUGAGGCCAGCUGUCUAAUCCCCACUAAGGAUCUGCUCGAUGCCGCAUUAUCGCAGGUCAGUGGUUCUCCCCUGGAAGCCGCACGCGGGCUGAAAACGCCUUCUGUCCGCCGGGACCCCGGAACUGGGGCGGAAUAUCAAUGUGUGCGUCAGGCGUGGGUCCCAGGAUGAGAAGGAAGUUCUCUAACUUGUGUCCCAGGUGGAGAAGGUAGAAGAUCCCCCAGAUAGAUUCAGGCCAAAUUAACACCUGACUCAGAAUACUGAGCCUACUUUUUAUUUUCCACUGAGCUAGCCUGGUUAAAAGAAAGUUGUGUACCUUUGUGAAUUUGCUUUGAAAGGUGGGUUGAAUAUAUUUAGCAAAUAUAUAGGUUGAUAAAAUUGAUGUGGUUAACCUUAAAGACAACAAUACAUUGGAGCCAAGUUAAAAUAAAACACACAAGUGUUCAAUACAACAUUGUUGGUACUUAUAUAAUGUAUA